Arachis duranensis is the source of this 885-nucleotide messenger RNA. RefSeq lists its product as uncharacterized. Bases 1 to 885 code for a protein of 294 amino acids. NCBI's taxonomy places the organism in Eukaryota, Viridiplantae, Streptophyta, Magnoliopsida, Fabales, Fabaceae. The record is from RefSeq and is a predicted model, not a curated record. The transcript has 2 exons.
AUGAAAUUUUUUCCUUCGUCAUUGACGAAGAAUGCAUUUACUUGGUUUUCAAAUCUUAGACCGAAUUCGAUCACAACAUGGAAUCAGUUAGAAACUGCUUUUCACACUCAGUUUUAUCGAGGGGAAAUGAACGUAGCAGUUACUGACCUAGUGGCUUUGAAACAUGAAUAUGGUGAGACCAUCGACGAUUAUUUAAUACGUUUCAAAAAUGGUAGAAGUAGAUGCCACGUGACAUUACCUGGGAGUGAAAUAGUGAAAAUAGCAACCAUGGGGUUGGGGUUCUAUAUGCGCUGGAAAUUGCUUAAUGUGCAUAUUCCUGAUCUGGCUCAUUUGGCUAAAAAGGAGGAAUUUGAUUUCGAAACAGAAGUCGAUUUGGCUGAACUUAAGAAAGGUCCUCCAUAUGUUUGCUCUUUACUGAAAAAACUUCCUAGUAGUGAAAAGUCGAAUGAUUCAAAACUUAAAAGUGGGAAGAAAUAUAGUUUUGAUAUCUCGAAAUCUGAUCAUAUUUUUGAUGCGUUGUUUAAAGAUAAACAAUUAGUUUUGCCUGAGGGGAGAACUUUACUUUCCGUAAAAGAUUUAAAAGGAAAGCCUUACUGUAAAUUUCAUCAAGCAACAAGUCAUUCGACUAACAGUUGUGUCCGUUUUAGGGAUUUGAUUCAAGAAGCAAUCAUGGAAGGACGAUUGAAAUUUGAUGAUGGCAAGAAGGAAAUGAAGGUUGAUGUUGAUCCCUUCAAAGUCGAUGCUAGUUAUUUUGAACCUUGCUUGGGGGUGAACAUGGUUGGCAUGUCUUAUGAUUUCGAUGUGGCUCUUGAUGAUUUUGAGUCACAUGUGAGAUCUGUCUAUCCUAGAACGGGAGAUGGCUUGCUAGAUUUCUUGGUUCAGUAA